Molecule: messenger RNA, 2080 nt
Organism: Sinocyclocheilus grahami
Lineage: Eukaryota; Metazoa; Chordata; Actinopteri; Cypriniformes; Cyprinidae
Product: cyclin-dependent kinase 4 inhibitor C-like
Exons: 3
Coding region: 710-1213 (167 amino acids)
Biological process (GO): regulation of G1/S transition of mitotic cell cycle; negative regulation of cell population proliferation; regulation of cyclin-dependent protein serine/threonine kinase activity
Cellular component (GO): nucleus; cytoplasm
Molecular function (GO): protein kinase binding; cyclin-dependent protein serine/threonine kinase inhibitor activity
Source: RefSeq, a predicted model, not a curated record
UCACUCCGCGUCUGUUAGAAAAAGUGGGCGGAAGUGUUGGCCCUUUAUUUCAAAAACGGAGUGAUGUCAAACAACAGCGGCAGACGCUCUGACAUAGUCCGCUGUCUUCCAACCAGCUUAUUCAACGCCCAUAACCGGUCGAAGAGGAUAACUCGAUGCCCGCGACGUAGCCUAACCAUUCUGCAGAGGUCCUUCGGAGGCUUGAAAUGACAACAUCUGCGAAUGCCAUGAACGCAUCGCAGUUCUCCAGCCCAUUGCACCUGCAUAUAGUUCAUAUCAGAGGACUCAUGAAAGGGAAGUUUGGCUCUCAGAUACGAGCAUUUUUCAUGUGACUACUACAGAUCUGUUUGAAUGUGAGAUCAUAUCUAGACCAAGACCACAGGAGAGCUGCAUGUCAUUCAUGGACACGGGGAGGAACUUGGCGCAUUGUUAAUAAUAAAAGAGGAUGUUUCGUUUCUUUCUCCUUUUUUCCCCCCCAUCUAAUUCUUGAACGUGCAUGGCAUCCCUGCUUUCUCCGAAGGUUCCGAUGGUUUCGGUAGGACGAUAUUAAUGUGGGUGGACCUUGGCGCAUCUCCAACGGAUAUUUUUUUAGGGGGCCGCAGGAUCGGACUAUUUACUACAGCUUUGUAGUCCUUUUUACAUAUAAACCAGCGGACAUUUUUUUUAAACGCAAGCACCAGAGAUAUUCUACCUCCUUUGUCAGGAUAUAAUGGCCGAAGACACAGCUAUAAAUAGGCUGAGCACUGCAGCUGCGAUUGGAGAUCUGAAAGAAAUUGAGCAGACACUGCAAAGCAACGUGAACGUUAAUGAGAAGAACAAGUACGGCAGGACACCAUUGCAGGUGAUGAAGCUUGGCUGCCCGUGCAUAGCGGAGGCGCUGCUUGGAGCUGGCGCCGACCCAAAUGCGCGCGAUCCCAUCCUACGACUGACCGUCAGUCACGACGCCGCGCGAGACGGGUAUCUGGACACUCUACGGGUGCUCGCGCAGAAUGGUGCUGAUGUCAAUCUCCCUGACACCGACGGCAACCUGCCUCUGCAUCUGGCGGCGCGGGAGGGACACCUGGAUGUCGUGCAGUAUCUCGUGUCUGACUGCAGCACGCCGCCUUUUCUGCCUAACGCGAAAGGUUACACGCCUCGUGACCUGGCUUUCAUGCACAAAAAACACAGAACUGUGGAGUGGUUAGAGAACAUUGCGCCUUCACAAUCCAGCUAGAGAUUAUGCCUAUGGGCCUGUGUGUUUUGUUGUGUAACAGAGGUAGCAGACAAAUGCUGAAUGAGCGAAUUAUUGCAUUGCAGACAAUUCAGCCAACUACCUCUUAUUGCAUUGUAAAAUAUUAGGCUCAGGGGCUUGUCUUUAUUUUGUUUGUUUUUUGUGUGAAGAACAAUUAACAUUUCAGUUGACCUUGCAUGUAUUUCACAUUUCCCCCGUUUCAACUGGCUUUUUUUUAUGAGAUAUUUUUCAGGUCAUCUAAGUCUCCAUUUUUUUUAUUUGUAUAGAUUCUUUCUUUCUCGAACUUUCAGGCAGGCCACACCUGUCCUACAUGUCCUGAUUUAUAACACACGCAAAAAAAGAUAACCUAAAUGAACUGAUGUGCUCAAAGAAACCAAUCUCCUUUUUAUUGAAAUAAGUGCACUAUAAUGGUCAAAAUCAGCUUAACUCCUGACUGCUCUGUUUUUGUUGUGUGUAGUUUUAUGACAUUGAACUUGCACUUUUGCUUGUAAUUAAUGGCUUUUAACUAUUGAUUUACUGUGAAAGAUUGUCUUUUGUCGCAUUGAAAAUAUUAAAACCUUGCAGAAUAACCAAAGACAGCUGUUAAACGAUAUGUUUUCAUCACGUUGUGUGUUUAACUCUGGCCUCGUGUCACUGAAAUACGGGUAGGCCUAGAAAACAUUUAUGAGACUGUAUUAAAAACAUGAAAUAUAAUUGGUUGAACAUUGAUAACUGUUGUUUGAUGUUGUCGAAUUUUUUUAACAGAAAAAUAAAACGCGGUGGCAGUUGUAUAUUUUGACUGAAUUAGUUACAGACCAAGUCGUCCACCUCUGUACACAGAAAGAGCCUUACAGUCGACAACAAUCAGAU